UCUCCCCGUUCCCCCCUCCCAGCGCUCCAGUACCGAGUGACCGCUCCGGUACCGAGUGACCGCUCCGGUACCGAGUGACACCUCCGAGCCGCGAGGUGGCGCUGCCGCGGCUGCCGCCUUGUCGCUGGUCCCUCUGCCGCCUGCUCUCCGCCGCGCGUCCGGGCCGUAGCGCGCCAUGGAGGCUCCUCCGGUGACCAUGAUGCCCGUGACGGGCGGCACCAUCAACAUGAUGGAGUACCUGCUACAAGGAAGCGUUCUGGACCAGAGCCUGGAGAGCCUCCUGCACCGGCUGCGCGGCCUGUGCGACAACAUGGAACCGGAGACGUUUCUGGACCACGAGAUGGUGUUCCUGCUGAAGGGGCAGCAGGCCAGCCCCUUCGUGCUGCGGGCACGGCGCUCCAUGGACAAAAGCGGGAUGCCCUGGCACCUGCGGUACCUGGGCCAGCCAGAGAUCGGCGACAAGAACCGCCACGCGCUGGUGCGCAACUGCGUGGACAUCGCCACUUCGGACAACCUGACGGACUUCCUGGUGGAGAUGGGGUUCCGCAUGGACCACGAGUUUGUGGCCAAAGGGCACGUGUUCCGCAAGGGCAUCAUGAAGAUCGUGGUGUACAAGAUCUUCCGCAUCCUCAUGCCGGGAAACACGGAGAGCAUCGAGCCCCUCUCCCUCUCUUACCUGGUGGAGCUCAACGUGGUAGCUCCAGCAGGGCAGGAUGUUGUUUCUGAUGACAUGAGAAACUUUGCCGAGCAACUGAAGCCUCUAGUGCACCUGGAAAAAAUUGACCCCAAAAGGCUAAUGUAACUGAAAAGCUGGGCUUUGGACUUACACAAACAAUCCUUCUGUGUACCCCUAUCCUGGUGGUGCUUGCUUUUUAUUUUUAUUUUUUUUUAUAAGCACCAUGCCUGUAUCCUUCAUAGUCAUCCUUUUUCCUUUUGAGUAAUACACAAAAUUAGUAUUCUUUAAUGUGUGAGGUGUUGUAUGACAAAAGUAUAAAUGCAGGAAUUACACAGCAUAAAAGAGCAAAUGUCCACCUAUUUACAGUGGAAUAGCAAAAUGGUAGAUGUAACAGGAACAGCUAGAACAAAACACACUUUAUAGUGAAAACGUUUCUGAUGUAACCGAGUUAGAAUUUAUCAGUGUUACAGUUGCCAGAUGUUUUUCAAAUCUUUUCAUGCUGCUCCAUCUUUUUCCACUGAAGUUGGGUAUAGCAGUCUUGGUUAAUCAGAAAGUAGCAAGUUACAUGGUUUGGUUUUUUGUUUAUUGUUUGACUUCUCACACCUGUCAGCAGUACUGAAAAAUGGCACAUUACAGCAGCUACGAGCAUUGUACAGCUACAGUGAUGAUUUUGUUUAGCAUUUCUUUUGCCAGCAGGAUGAUCAGUUACCCUCCCGAUAUUUCAGUGAUGCUGAGGUCUGAGAGUUUUAAAAUUCAGUCCAAACACAAAAGGUUGGGGAAAAACACCAAAGGUCAAGGAUGGAAACAUUUUACUGAAACGCACCAACCUCUGUCAGAGACAUCGCCACCGUUUGGCAGCACACAACUUUCUGGAUUAAACAACUGAAAGCAAAGACUGCUCCCACAAAAAAAAA
This is a messenger RNA of Calypte anna (Anna's hummingbird), 1590 nucleotides long. RefSeq names its product mediator complex subunit 18 (gene MED18). The record is from RefSeq and is a predicted model, not a curated record. The coding region runs from base 176 to 802 and encodes 208 amino acids. The transcript is spliced from 2 exons. Lineage: Eukaryota; Metazoa; Chordata; Aves; Apodiformes; Trochilidae. Gene Ontology annotation, biological process: termination of RNA polymerase II transcription; regulation of transcription by RNA polymerase II. Gene Ontology annotation, molecular function: transcription coregulator activity. Gene Ontology annotation, cellular component: core mediator complex; mediator complex.